Betta splendens (Siamese fighting fish) is the source of this 2506-nucleotide messenger RNA. RefSeq names its product UNC homeobox (gene uncx). The transcript has 3 exons. NCBI's taxonomy places the organism in Eukaryota, Metazoa, Chordata, Actinopteri, Anabantiformes, Osphronemidae. Gene Ontology annotation, biological process: regulation of DNA-templated transcription. Bases 585 to 2066 code for a protein of 493 amino acids. The record is from RefSeq and is a predicted model, not a curated record. Gene Ontology annotation, molecular function: sequence-specific double-stranded DNA binding; DNA-binding transcription factor activity, RNA polymerase II-specific.
AUAAAUAUUAUCUUUAUUAUCUCCUCUGCGACCUCGUUGAGGGAUGUGCCAGUAUGAGGAAAACACGCCAACAUAACAACGACAAAAGCUUAAACUCUAACCUGCAUAAACUAUAAUGUAUUUUGUUGUCGUGUAAUUUAAUAUUCAUCUUUUUGCCGAUCAUGCAGCGAACAAAAAAGUCCGGGAGCCUCUGGCCUAACCGAUCCGCCUGUAGCCUUUUUUCCGGGAUGCAGGGAGCCCUUCCUCCCGGCGGGUCCCCCGUGUAGUUGCGAUGUAGUUCUUAUCAAAGCCCUCCUGUCUUGUUGUGACAGCUCUGAUAUUGUUUAUUGAGGUGGAUGUCAGCUUUAAUUAGCAAUCGAUACGGGGAGCGUUUGCAGAGCGCGUCUCUGACGUCAGAGUCCAUUACCGCUUCUCAUUGGGUCUCAUAUUCCCAGAGCCAGGGCUAAUUAUUGGGAGGUUCAUGUGGAUAAAGUACAGCUCAUCCCUCCCUUCACAUCAUGUCCCCUACUCGUUGGCCACACUCACUGCAUGCUUUUUAAAUUCCCAUCACCGGCCUCCAGACGUCGUUUCCUUUUGCCUGCGGGAUGAUGGACAGCAGGAUACUGGAUCCACCUCACGCCCAGUUCGGAGGCUCUCUCGGCGGGAUGGUGGGCUUCCCGUACCAUCUGAGCCACCAUCACGUUUACGAAUUAGCCGGGCAUCAACUUCAAUCUGCGUCCGCGGUUCCCUUCUCAAUAGACGGAUUACUUAAUGGCUCCUGCACGGCGUCGGUGGGCAAUUCCAACCCCCUCUUGUCUUCGGGCUGCGGGAUGAAUGGAGAUAAUCAGCAGUACAAACUGACAGACUCGGGGGAUCCAGACAAAGAUAGUCCUGGUUGCAAGAGACGACGAACUCGCACAAAUUUCACUGGUUGGCAGCUGGAGGAAUUAGAAAAGGCUUUUAACGAGAGUCACUACCCCGACGUGUUCAUGAGGGAGGCUCUGGCUCUUCGGCUGGACCUGAUAGAAUCGAGAGUUCAGGUAUGGUUUCAGAACCGCAGAGCCAAAUGGAGGAAAAAAGAGAACACAAAGAAAGGUCCGGGUCGACCCGCUCACAACGCCCACCCCACCACCUGCAGCGGGGAGCCCAUGGACCCGGAGGAGAUCGCCCGGAGAGAGUUGGACCGGCUGGAGAAGAAGAAGCGAAAGCAGGAGCGCAGACUGCUCAAGUCCCAGAACAAGGCGCUUUCUGGGGAUUUAUUUCACACCCCGGGAUCAGACAGCGACAGCGGGGUGUCGCACGUGACCGACAGCGACCACAACACGGGUCCGCCUUUUGACUCUGUGGGGGGAAACCAAACGCCAUCGAGCUGCGACCAAACACCUCACCCUCUGCAGACCCAGAACCAGAACCAAAGACACUUGGACCGGGAUGCUGGCGGUUCCGAGCUGGACUCGCCCGACGCCAGCCACCGGUCAAGCAUAUGCUCCAGUAACAACAGAGCCUCCAGCCUACAGAAACUCAAUCCUUUCAGCGUCGAAAGCCUGCUUUCGGACUCCAGACCGAGACGCACCCCCGCGGCCUUACCCUCCUCACGGCCUUUGAUAGGAAAAGGACACUUCCUGCUCUAUCCCAUCACGCAGCCGCUUGGAUUCAUUGUUCCUCAAACUGCUCUGAAGACGCCGGCGUCGGCGGCGGCGUCGGUAAACGCUGACAGCGACACGCCGGUGGAGAGAAACCAGUCCGCCGUCCGCUGCGGCGUCUCUGCGGGAUGUAGGAGCAGCUCGCCGGACUCCGCGGACGCCACGCAAAAGGGACAGGCGGGGUCAGAGGAAAAGGCCAGUUCACCGCACACCAGCCCGUCCAGGGCCGCUUUCCCCCCUGGCAAAAGUACUCACGCCUCUGUUAUUUGCGGCGAUUCGACUUUUACGCACGAACACAGUCCGCCGCUCGCCCUCAAAGCUGUGGAUGCGGACAGAAAGGAGCAUUUAGAGAACAGGGGCCACCCCGACAACCCCGAGUCCGUCCUCAGUGACGGUCCGGCAGACACAAAGGCAGACUCUAAAGAAGAUGUCGACAUGGAAUAAAACACUGGUGGUAACGAGCUAAAAGCAAAACAAAACAGCGCAGACACAUACUGAUAUAGCCUCGAUUCUCAUUAGGCCAAAGUUCACCCACAAACCACGUCUUUGCAUCUAAUCUCUAGGUUUUCUCCACUCUGCUGAUGUUUUGACAUCAAUGUGAGACAAUGAUGUGCUCUCUCUCUUUCUCUCUCUCUCUAUCUCUGUUUCUCAUCCCUCUUCCUCCCUAUCGCUCUCUCUUUUUCUCUCUCUCUCCCUCUUUGCGAGCGCGCGCGUGUGUGUGUGUGUGUGUGUGUGUCAGGAGUGUCUAGAUAUCCUUUAAUGUGUGAUAACUUGUCAAGAAAACAAGACCACGAGACCAACAAAAAUCCUCAAGAGCUGUAAAAAGGUAUUAUACUAUUUAUAUAUGUAAGGUUUUUCUUAAAUAAAUCUAUUGUAUACAAGCA